AUGGAUUCUUCAAGGGAGACUUCAAGAGGUAGAGGUCCAGGACAAAACAAGAGAUUUUGGACUGACGAUGAAGACACCAAAUUGAUUGAAUCACUUUUAGAAAUGCACAAUGAAGGAACAUUCAAAACUGAAGGGAAUUUCAAACCAGGACACUUGAGAGCUCUUGAAAAGGCAUUAGCAACUAAAUUAUAUGGACGUGACAUACAAGCCAAAACACAUAUUGAGUCACGCAUGAAAACUUUAAAGACACAUUUUCAAGUUGUUCAUGAGAUGUUAACUGGACCAAAUUGUAGUGGGCUUGGUUGGGAUCCAGACAAGAAGAUGGUGACAGUAGAAAAACCAGUAUGGGAUGCAUAUUUACAGAGCCAUAAAGAGGCAGCACCAUUCAAGAAUAAGAUGUUUCCUUAUUAUGAAGAUUUGUGCACAAUUUUUGGGAGAGACCGUGCUACUGGAAAACAUGCUGAGACUCUAGCUAAUGUAGAAGAAAAUGAGAAAGAAGAUAAUGCUAAUGUGGAUGAGGAUAACUUCAACUUUUUUGAUACUAUGGGCAAUACAUAUGCUGAAAAUGGAGAGUCUAUGUCAUUUUCACAAGCACAAAAUGGACCAAGAGCACCCCCAACCCAAUCAGAUGGCUCAUCAAAGAGAAAAUGA
Molecule: messenger RNA, 651 nt
Organism: Humulus lupulus (European hop)
Lineage: Eukaryota; Viridiplantae; Streptophyta; Magnoliopsida; Rosales; Cannabaceae
Exons: 2
Coding region: 1-651 (216 amino acids)
Source: RefSeq, a predicted model, not a curated record